AUCGUCGAGGGUUCUUCUUUUUGAAAAAACUACAGAACAGUCACGGCGAAGAUAUAAUUUUAACGCAAAAAUCUCAAUGGAAAUUUUAGAAGAAUCUAAAUCUAAAAACUCAAGAAAACCCUGAAGAAAUCUUAAAACAAUAGAAAAUUAAGAAGCGAAGAAAACAUUCAACGCGAAACACAUUCAAUUUAAAUCAUUUAAAAAGUCGCAAGAUCUUAAAACAAUUUAUUAAUUGACAUUUUUUUUCAGUCUCGAAACAAAAGAGACCUGGAGAGAUUUCCGAAGAAACCCUGAAACAGCAGGAAAACCUUGAACAAACGUGUUUCUAACGCGGAAAUCCCGACGCCGAAUUUGACAGCUUGCAUGUCGCGCGGUGCAUCUGGCUGCGUUUGUUUUCAAACAAAGAGAGGGAGAGUGGAUACACACACACAUACAGAGUAGUCAGCUGUUUGAGACGCUUCCCCGAUGGCGGGGGAAGUGGCGAAGGCUUAAAUAGCACCGCGAACACUUGUGCAGGCAGUGUUGAACGGAGUCACCUGAAACGGGCCUCGGUCGCCGUGACAGUCUUCAGGUACUCCAAGGACCGAGGACUUGUAAAGUCCUAAAGUUGCGCAGGAAGUCGGCCGGACCUGCGUCCCGCUGAAGUUCACUCGCGAAAACGAGGAUCCCUUGAGAGUCACGCUCGAAGUGGACUUUGUUCCGGACUCCAGCAUCCUGAAAUCACACGAAAGCCUGAAGGACGUGAAGAAAUCGAAAAUCUGCGUCUUUUUUUUAUUUGGAUGAUUCUUUGAGGAACGCUCUGGUUAUUCGAGUUAAGUUCGACUUUCGAAAGAAGUUUUCACAAAGAAGAAUACUCCUUGGAAACGUUGGGAUCAGAUCUGCGCGGAUUUUCAUCCUGGCAAAAUUUUCUACGCAGAAGAAAUUGGAUUAACUGAAUUCAAAGUACACCAAAUCUAGAUUUCUAGCCGAAGUCUUUCUAUCUUCAGUACGCGGAGUUACCGGAUACAGUUUAGAGCUUUGCCAGUGACCAAGGGGUGUAAAAUUCAUAAAAAGAAUAACAGCUGUUUAAGCUUGUAUGAUGUUUUUCUAACGAUUAUAAUAGAAAUCGAAUAAGAGAAGUUACUGCCAGAAGUAGUUUCUUGGCGAAUGCGCGAAGAUCGUCGCUGAUUUUCGACAUCACAAACUCGAAAGAUUUACAUUCGCGCGCUUGUCCGCUGUAAGUUGAAAUCCCUUGUAAGAACGAAGUGUUAAAGAACCAUGAGGCCGCCGUAUAACGAAGAAGAGGUGCAGCAGAUCUCGCAGGAGCAAGGCGAGAGGAAUGUCGCGAUGGCAGUUUGCGUGCAACUGGCUGGUCGGGCGAUCAUCAGGGUGGUUUCACGAUGCGAAGAGGCCCAAGAUAACUGCAAUUUAGACUUGUCAGAAUGCCAGCUCAUGCAAAUCCCGGACGCAGUUUACCAUCUGAUGCGGCACACGGAGCUGAAGAGAUGCGACCUCUCCGGCAACGUGAUCACGAAAAUCCCUCCAAAGUUUGCCGUGAAAUUCUCACUAAUCACCGAAUUGAACUUAAGCCACAAUCAGAUGAGCAAGUUGCCCGAGGAGCUGGCCGAGCUGCAAGCUCUGGAACGACUCGAUAUCUCGCACAACACUUUCAUCGCUCUACCAUCUGUCGCCUGGCGGAUACCGCAGCUUAAACGACUUCUCGCCAGCAACAAUUUCAUCAUCGAUAUCGACGUCGAGAGGCUCAGGCACGCGCCCGCUCUGGAAUUCAUCGACCUGCAGGCGAACCCGUUACCGUCAAGAUUGCACGACCUCCUACGCACUCUGACCAGGAUCACGAUCGAGCUUACUCCUCGGCAGAUCGAGGAUUGGGAGGACUUGAACGUUUAAGCCACCUCCCGAGUGAGAGCAGCCCAUUUCGCGACGGGAGACGCGCCGGGGGAGACGAUUCCAUCCCCCGCGUUCUCUCGACGAAGAUUGCUCAAGACUUCGCGAACUAGAAGUAGAAUCGACAUUUUGUACAGUGAUAACGCGAAAUGUGUGAUAACGGGUGCCGCGGAUCGCCAGUCGACACGGCCCGAUUGUAUCUUUUAUAAAUGUCACUAGUGAUUUGUACUUAAUUACUGCGGAUCUGUUACUGAUCUCGUGGAGAUCGACCGAUCCCUCGUUUUUCUUUUAUACCGCGUGGAUUUUUAGAUUUUAUCGCGAUACCAGCCAUGAGCGACGCUGUUUUGUGAUACAUAAAUACUUAAUUCAAUCGAAUUCGAGGAUUCUUAGAUCUCACGAUUUAUGAAAUUUUGAAUAUCAGAACACUUUCAGUAUCGAAUCCUUGAAUUAUAAAGUAUGUGGAUCAUUUGAAUCGUUUGAUUUGGAUUUUUUCGAACCUUCGGGUUUUUAAAUCUGCAUAGUUAAAUGUGCGAUCUCUAAAAUUCAAAAGUCUCGGAUUUACAGAGCUUAAGACUUGAAGAAAUAUUUGCAAAAUAUUAAUCUGUCGUUCAUGAAUACAACUUGUAUCGACUGUAUUUGUAUUGUAAUUUUUGUCCGUCAGUGUCGCGGACAAUUUACACCGCUAUGGACUGCCGAUAUAUAUAUACAUUAUAUAGUGCAAUCUUUUUAAUAUUUAACAUUUUGCACUCGAGUAUCAUGUGAAAAUAUAACAGAGAUGUUACAAUUUUACAUGAUUUAAUGUUACUAUAUAUUUAUAAAAUAUUAAGAAUCAGUGUAAAAAUAAAGAUUCCGUAACUCUUUUGUAAAUUACAUUUUGAGGACGUUUUCACGUUUUACAUGCAUUCGUAAAUCGGAUAUGAAAAGAUUAACGCCUCGCAAAUUGAUGAGUUUCGGAUAAAUGUUAAUUUUUUUCACUUGAGUACAAAGUGUUAAUUAAUAACGAAAAAGUAACGAAUGACAAAAAUAUUAUUAAGUAGCUAUUAACGUCUGGAUAUAGGGUGCUCCGUAAAGAAAUACAGAUUUGCAAGCGUAGGCUUGCAAAUGUCUCCGCGAGACUACACGCGUUCUGCGCGUCGAAUAGUAAUUACAAUUGUAAAUUCGUUUUAUCUUCCUGUGCUUUUGAUCUAGUCAGUCAUUCUUGGACGUACGGAUCUUGAGAUUUACAGAGGUUUACGUAACCGUGUCGAAUCCCGGAUUUACGGACAAUUACGUCCGUGGCAUUUGGAUAAUUUCAUUUGAAGGUCCCUCAGAUUUAAGAAUUAUUAAAAUUUUCUUAAAUUGGAAAAAUAUAAAAAUGUAUAACUGAUAAAUCUGUAAAUCUCUAGUUUCAUACAUCCUCAGAUUCGUAGAAAUUUGAAUGUAGAGACGCGCGAGACGUCGCAAUGCAAACAGCACGAGAAGCACGGGAGCGCAUUUUUUUUUCAAUUAUAUAUUUCGCACCGUUCCUAGUCUAUAUACAUCCUAAUUACAGUGAUUUCUAUAUCGCAAUUUGUACCUUAUUUAUAUGAAUGUUCCCUAGUCUCGCGAGAGCACUUGCGUCACGGGUCAGGAGAGUAGUUGUUGUGGUCCGUAUUUUUAUAAUUUAUUCGCCGAUUGUUCGACGCGUCAGUUGUUAAAAUCUUGCAAGAUAUGUGUCGUAAUUGUAUAUACAAUUUUUGACAGGGGAGUAGAAACUGCGCAAUGCUUUCAAGACAGAUGGACACUUUUACUCGCUUAUAAAUUUACCCACAUUCUGUAUUACGUAAAAUAAAAACUAUCCGAAAGUUAUCGAGCCAAUUUUGAUACGAUGCAUGCGUGUGUCGCGACUGUUAUUAAUAGAGAAACAUAAAUGGUGCACUUAUACAACGUAUUAGUUUCGACGGAUGGAAGGUCGAUGUUCUACCUUUGAGCCACUAAAUGUGUCGUGUACGAACGUAUGUACAGGGUGUGCCGAAAAACGUCCAAAAUAAAAAGAAAAUUGCCAGUUAAAAAAUAAAAUAUCCCAGAACUCA
Temnothorax curvispinosus is the source of this 3935-nucleotide messenger RNA. It is a transcript of the gene Sclp, whose product is annotated as leucine-rich repeat-containing protein 40. Bases 1258 to 1887 code for a protein of 209 amino acids. The transcript has 4 exons. The record is from RefSeq and is a predicted model, not a curated record. Gene Ontology annotation, molecular function: protein binding. NCBI's taxonomy places the organism in Eukaryota, Metazoa, Arthropoda, Insecta, Hymenoptera, Formicidae.